Micromonas commoda is the source of this 1689-nucleotide messenger RNA. RefSeq lists its product with no specific name. The transcript has a single exon. Bases 1 to 1557 code for a protein of 518 amino acids. Lineage: Eukaryota; Viridiplantae; Chlorophyta; Mamiellophyceae; Mamiellales; Mamiellaceae. The record is from RefSeq and is a predicted model, not a curated record.
AUGGGUCGCGGGGACAAGGGCGAUGAGGAGCUCCGAGCCAAGCUCGAGGAAACGCAGCGGCGCCUGGAGUCCACGUCGCGCGAGCUCGUCGCGGCGCUGGGUAAACUCCACGGCAGCGGGCCUGGCAGCCCCGUGCGAUCGAGGCACAGGAAACACGGAAGCGCCGAGAUGAUGGGGAUGUGCCCCUGCGGUCACAUCGGGGCGACGUGCAUGGAACAUGCGGCGACGAGCUUCUGGCGAUCAUUCGUGCUCGCGUACAUGGUGAGGGCGGGCGUGGCGGUGUUCACGCGCGGGUUGGGGCUGAUGCGAGGGAAAAGUCCGAGGGACGUGCUGAAGCUCGAAAAGCUAAUUGGCGAGAAUCACACGCACUACCGAGAGGAUGCGGUAAGACUGGGGCUCUUUCUUGGCGCGUUCACGGGCGGGUAUCACAUCGUGAGAUGUAACAUGUGCAACCGCCUCGGUUUCUCUCCCAAGAAGGCCGCGGCGGUCGCGGGCGCGAUGGGUGGGCUCUCGUCACUUUUCCUCAAGCGAAAGAAGCGCCGGACGUUUGCGCUCUACCUGAUGGCCCGGCUGGCGCAGGGCGCGUACGCGAGCCAGAAGAACAACAACAGGUUUCACUUCUGGGGCUCGCACUGGUCGCACGGGGACAUUCUGCUGUUCGCCAUGUCCUCGGCGCAGGUCAUGUACGCGUACGUCAUGCGACCCGACACCCUCGACGCGGGGUUCUGGAACUUCAUAGUGAGGGCGGGUCCGAUCGAUAAGGAGACCCUCGGGCUGAUCAAGGACCAGUGCAACGGUAAACACGUGGAUCUGAGACCGGCACUCGCGGCGCGAAGUGUGACCGGGGCGAUGGACGCGUUCGGACCCGUGGUGGGCGAGGAGGUCAGGUGCGUGCCGUGCCAGCUGAUGCACCGGAGUACGGGAUGCCCGGGUUGCACGUUGCACAUGGCCAUGUCCGCGAAGGAUACCUUCCGGAAGUGCUUUCCCUUCUACCUGUCCAUCCACCUCGUGCCGUUCGCGAUCCUCAACGCCGCGAAGGCGCUGAGGGAUCCUGUCGGUACCGUGUUCAAGGCGACGACUGCCACCGUCAGGUCGACGUCGUUCAUCUCAGCGUUUGUGGCGCUCUACAUGGGAACGGCGUGUGUGUCCCGGAGAAUCUUCCAACGAGACCACAGGGCGAUGUACUACUUCGCCGGAAUCGUCGCUGCGCAGUCCCUUCUUCUGGAGAAGAAGAGCAGGAGAGCCGAGCUGGCGCUCUACCUCAUGCCCCGAGCAUUUGACUCGUUUGCGAGCACCGUAAUUGACAAGAAGCUCCUACCUCGGGUGCCGCACGCCGAGCUCGCGCUCUUCUGCGUCACCGCGGGGGGACUGAUGCACCUGUAUGAGAAUGAGCCUGACACGCUCGCGGGGUUCAUGCGCUCGACGAUUCGAAGGUUCGUGCACAGGCCCAAUGCGCCGCUGCCGCAUAGCGCGAGUGAGGCCAUGAUUCAAGCCGUAGGGGAUGAGGACUCCGAUACCGAUAACGGCUCCCCCAAGACCAAGGCCAACGCUCCGUGAGGGGGCGUUUUUAUUAAGUGUAAGGGUUAUGAAUUUCGCUCUAAUCUAGUGCUAGCCUCACGUCACGGGAUCCGGUCGCGUGAGGACCCCGGCGUCGGUGAUGACGAUGGCUUGUGUUGGUUUGCUCCAGCU